Molecule: messenger RNA, 5573 nt
Organism: Nyctereutes procyonoides (raccoon dog)
Lineage: Eukaryota; Metazoa; Chordata; Mammalia; Carnivora; Canidae
Gene: ARHGAP19
Product: Rho GTPase activating protein 19
Exons: 12
Coding region: 15-1499 (494 amino acids)
Biological process (GO): regulation of small GTPase mediated signal transduction; signal transduction
Cellular component (GO): cytoplasm
Molecular function (GO): GTPase activator activity
Source: RefSeq, a predicted model, not a curated record
GUUUGCUGACUAAGAUGGCGACUGAGGCGCAAAGUGAAGGGGAGGUGCCAGCCCGCGAUUCUCGCCCGAGUGAUGCCAUCUGUAAUUUUGUUAUCUGCAAUGACUCCUCCCUUCGAGGGCAACCCAUUAUCUUCAAUCCUGACUUUUUUGUGGAGAAACUCCGACAUGAGAAACCUGAGGAGUUCACCGAGUUGGUGGUCAGCAAUAUUACAAGGCUCAUUGACUUACCUGGAACCGAGUUGGCUCAGCUGAUGGGGGAAGUGGACCUUAAAUUGCCUGGUGGGGCCGGCCCAGCAUCUGGAUUCUUCCGGUCUCUAAUGUCUCUUAAGCGAAAGGAAAAAGGAGUGGUAUUUGGAUCCCCGUUGACAGAGGAAGGCAUUGCCCAGAUAUACCAACUAAUUGAGUAUCUACACAAAAACUUGAGAGUAGAGGGUUUGUUUAGAGUACCAGGGAAUAGUGUCCGACAGCAGAUUUUAAGAGAUGCUCUCAAUAAUGGAACUGAUAUUGACUUGGAAUCAGGGGAGUUUCAUUCAAAUGACGUUGCUACCUUGCUGAAGAUGUUUCUGGGAGAGUUACCUGAGCCCCUGCUGACUCAUAAACAUUUCCAUGCGCACCUCAAAAUUGCUGAUUUGAUGCAGUUUGAUGAUAAAGGAAACAAGACCAAUGUACCGGAUAAGGAGAGGCAAAUUGAGGCUCUCCAGUUGCUCUUCCUCAUUCUUCCUCCACCCAAUCGUAACUUGCUGAAGUUAUUGCUUGAUCUCCUGUACCAGACAGCAAAGAAACAAGACAAGAAUAAGAUGUCUGCCUAUAACCUUGCCCUUAUGUUUGCACCCCAUGUCCUGUGGCCAAAAAAUGUCACAGCAAAUGACCUCCAAGAGAAUAUCACAAAGUUGAACAAUGGGAUGGCUUUUAUGAUUAAACACUCACAGAAACUUUUUAAGGCUCCUGUUUAUAUUCGGGAAUGUGCCAGACUGCACUAUUUGGGCUCCAGAACUCAAGCAUCAAAGGAUGAUCUUGAUCUGAUAGCUUCAUGUUCUACUAAGUCCUUCCAACUGGCAAAAUCUCAGAAACGGAACUGGGUGGAUUCCUGCUCUCACCAGGAGGAGACCCAGCAGCGUACAGAAGAGGCAUUGAGAGAACUGUUCCAACAUGUUCACAAUAUGCCAGAGUCAGCAAAGAAGAAACAACUUAUUAGACAGUUUAAUAAGCAAUCUGUGACCCAAACACCAGGGCGAGAAUCUUCUACUCCUCGGGUCCAGAAAAGAGCCCGUUCACGUUCCUUCAGUGGCCUUAUUAAGCGGAAGGUCCUGGGAAAUCAGAUGAUGUCAGAAAAGAAAAACAAGCACCCUACUCCGGAAUCUGUAGCCAUUGGUGAAUUGAAGAGAACCAGCAAAGAAAAUAUGAACUUAUUAUUUUCUGGCUCUCCAGCUGUCACGAUGACACCAACAAGAUUGAAAUGGUCUGAGGGGAAGAAAGAGGGGAAAAAAGGAUUCCUCUGAAGGAUCCAGAAUUCUCCUGUUGUCCAUCCAGAAUUUUCUCAUUAGUGGACCAGGCAUCAUUACUGCUCACAGAGAAGCUUGGACUUGCAGCUUGCAUGCUGCAUUUUGCAUUGUGAAAGUCAACUAAUCCUAUGACCUGACUGAUACCUCUAACCCCACUCACUGGAUGUCUGCAAACUCUGUCUACUGAAUGGGUGCUACCAUCUCUCUCUCUUUUUGAAAAUAUUGUGGAGAAACCACUAACCAGCCAACCAGCUCACAUAGCACAGUAAAUGGGCAGAACCAGGUGGGCUACAGUGCUCAUUCCAUGUAUUUGUUUGAUAUUAUUUUUUAAAAUAUGAAAGUUGUAUUCAACUACCAGUGAUUUUUUUUAAGUACUGUCAGUCCUAGUGGAUUAAUAUUAUAUUAUUUUCAACUGAUACUUGAGGCUUUUCUUUCUUUUUUUUUUUUUUUUUUACUUGAGGCUUUUCUCUGUUUUGAUGGUAUGGGGGGUAUUUUGGUUGUUUCUUGUUUAUUUGUUGUUUUUUUUUUUUUUGAAGCCAUUUUUUAUUUAUGUCAUCUAAAUUGCAUCUAAGACAGAUGUCUUUCCCUUCUUUUUCACCUUAAGCUUUGGGAAAGCUUUUUAUCUCAUGAGGCUGUAUUCCUCAAUACUGUUUGUGUUCAAAGAACUUACAGCUUUCCUAGAAAUAGAAAAAUUAUUUCUUGGACCUGAGUUAUUGAAAAAGGAGAAUUCAGAAUGAUACCAUAUUUUAACAAAUGUCAGUUUUUUUUUUUUUUAAUUUGUUUAUGAUAGUCACACACACAUACAGAGAGAGAGAGAGGCAGAGAGAGAAGCAGGCUCCAUGCACUGGGAGCCCGACGUGGGAUUCGAUCCCGGGUCUCCAGGAUUGCGCCCUGGGCCAAAGGCAGGCGCCAAACCACUGCGCCACCCAGGGAUCCCCAAAUGUCAGUUUUUAACUUUGUCCCUUCCUCCCUCCUUUCCUCUCUCCCCCUUCUCUUUCUUUCCCUCUCCUCAGUGAUGACAAAGUAAUUGUGUGGUUGUGGAACUUGUCUCCUUCAUUCAGUCUCUCCUCACCUAAAACAUCUCUGGUGCCAGUAUUUCUGUGCCAGAUCACUGUGACUCAAGGAAAGUCACCAAUGGCUUGAGAGAGAUUUACUGAAAUAUCUGAAUGUACUGGAAACUCUGGAGUGUGACUAGGUUGGGGCCAGCUGGCUUUAUGUCCAGGGUGACACCUUGUGGUUGGGAUGAUCUUUCACCUUCUAAGGGAUUGGGUGUGAGGCUAGACUGUCUCCUGAGAGCAGGAGUCACAGGGGGAAGUGAGCAUCACUCUCUGCAGGGCUGAGAGGAUUUCAAAGAGCAUAUUCUCCCUUGGAAGCUGUUGUGGCUCAUCAUCAGUGUUUGAGGAGGGUUGCCGCACUGCCCCCCUCCUUGUCAGGAUGGGCGCAGGAGUAGUUUGGAGGUGGGGCUGGGGCUUUGACUGGGUUGGGGAUGUUCACGUGUGUUUGAGGUAAGCAAGCAGGGGCAUGGCUUUGAACUGUUGUAUAUACUCACUGCCUAGAGAGCAGCAUGUGGCAGGCGAGAGCGUUUGGAGUCGGCCUGCUUUCUUAAGCUGUGUAACGGCUCAAACCCUGUGCAGGAGCUCAGUCAGGCUCUGUGAGGAAGCAGUGCCCAGCAAAGUAUGACUUGCUAACUAUCUUGAAACUCUUGAAAGAGCUGUGUUUCUGCCGAGAUGAAAGAUGACUCUGGGGGUUCACAGUUUGGUUUUGUGGCCAGCUAUCCUCUCUUCCUUACUUUCCUGUUUCAUUUGCUGCUUAAUAGCAGUAGUGAAGAGAAAUGUAAAAUUUGGCCUUCCAACUUGGAUUGUGAACAAUAGAUGUUGGGGUGUAUAAGCCUGCUUAAAAGCCCCUUUCUCUAGAGCAGUUUUAUAUCAUUCUUAAAAAUACUUAUUAGCAAAUAUAUUUGUGUAGGUUUCUAUUUGGCUUUUUUAUUAUUGAGAAAAUAAGGACCAACUACCAGUGAAUGUACAGAGAGACUGCUUUUGAUUCGACCAGACUGGAAUAGUAUUCUCCCUUAACCUGAUACUUCCUUUCUUUAUUUGUCUAAGUGUUUCAUCCCAUAGUGGUAUGGUCUGUUAAACAUGCCUGGCAUCAGGUGGAGAGAGCAGAGCAGUGACCUGAUACCUUCCUGUCUUCAGCUUUGUUCUGGGGUUCUAUUUGAGGGAGACGUAGCUGAGAUUUAGAAGACUUUGGUUGAAUGGAAUUGGUAACCUAGGUGUUGUGCCAGGGCUAGGGUGGUGAGAGAGAUGCUUGCCACAUGCACUUGCUUUUGUACAGCUUGCCCUCUUGGGCACUUUAUGUGUGAAUUUGGGUAUGCAUGUUUCAUUUAAGUUAUUUAUUAAAUAUACUUUCCCUUGCUUAAAGGGUGGGAUAGGUCAUUUUUAAAUAGAAGUUGUGAUCCAGUUGGAAUCCAAAUUUGAGAAAUAAACAGCAUAACCUUCUGCCUUGUAAUAUGUGAGUGUUCUAAUCCUGUGGAAUCUUAUGGAGAACUCAAAGACAAAAGUCCUUUAUCAUUUGCCACAGCAGGAUACUGUCUCCUUUCUGACUUGGUGGGGGGUGUAUUUUUGAGCCAGUAUUUAACAGUUUUUUUUUUUUAAUCUAUAAGAUUUUUUUUUUAAUCUGCUAUGUUUAUUUUUCAUGUUGGAACAGUCUCUUUGGAAAUACUUCCUUUUAUGGCUUUUAACAUUUCAUUUCUUUCUGGGGUCAGUUGUGAUGGAUUCUGAUGUGAUGUUAGUACAGGACAGUAGACUUGUGCCAGUGGGCAUAAAUGUGAAGACACAGAGCACCUCCUUGAUUCAGGUCCGGGGUGAGCUACACUAGUUGGAUCAGUGAAAACCACAGACACUGGAAUUUCUAACCUUUUAUAAUGAUAGACUUUUGCACUGAGACCAGGAAAUCUGGUUUGAAAGACUCCACUGCCACAGUGAAAGAUUAAAAGAUCCUGAUUGUACCUGAGUGCCAAAACAUGUUAAAGGAACUGGUACUUAAUUGGUUAUAACUGAAACCACAGCUGGUCCUCCACCCACUCUUCACCCUGAAUAUCCUUCUAGGGAGCACCCUAGGGAAAUGGAGUAGUGCAGGGCUGUUGACUGUGGUGACCACUGGGAGAUCUAGAGGUGGCCGUUUUCUUGACCUGUAAGGAAGCCAGCAGAUCCCAGAGUGUCAGAGCAGAGCCUUUCUUUCCUCCCAGAUACAGUGUUUUUGUGUAGUUUCCCUCAUAGGAGACUCUGUUAGGAUAUGGUUUAAAAUACUGCCUUCUAGGAGAACCUAUGGUCAUUGUUCUUGUGCCCCGCAGUGACCAGCUGUGUGGUCCAUACAUAACUGGGGAAGCCGUCUUUGGGAACAGACUUCUCUAGACACUUGCUGCUUCCUUCUAUCGUACAGGGCCUCACACACAUGCUGGAAGGUCUUUUCUAAAUAGAACUUCUUUUUCCAGAGAGAGCCUCAUCCCUGUCCCCUUCACCCUGAAGCUUUUGUACUGAAGAUGGGACCUUGAUCUAAACCUGGAUAUUGGCAUUUGGCAAGAUUGCUCUAGAAUUUGGGGAAAAUUUGGGUUCCUAAGAUGCACAAGCUUUUCAAAACCAAUCUAAAACUCCCCCGGAAAAGCUAGCUUUCCUAGACAGCCAGUACUGACAUCUUUCCACUAGUGGAGAAUCAGUGGAGGGGCUAGCGAGGUGAGUACAUAAUAGCCUGAGUGCUUGGGUUGCCAUGGAAACUGGAGUGUGCGAGGCCACAGCCGGGGGGCUGAAGAGCCAUUGAGCACUCCCUCAGAUGCUUCCAAACUGGCAGAGCCUGUUGGGAAAAACACUCCCACCCGGAGCCCUCCAUAGUAGGGGUCGCCCUUGGCUCUCCCUGAUCUUGCUCAACAAGAGAAGCAAGGUUCCUUAACUGUUUCACCAUUUUUUGUAUUUCAUUCUUAUUUGACUAUAUAUCAGAUAUAUAUAUAUAUAUAUAUAUAUAUGUAAGUAUAAAGAAACAACCAUAUGCACUGUCUUUCUUUGUUAUUCAUGUAAUAUU